AUGCCAGGAGACAUGAGCUUGCCCCUCCGAAUUACCCUCCCGUACUGCCUGCAACAGUCCCCCAAGCCACAUCCCAGCCGCCACGACAUUCAUACCAAGCACCACCGCCGCACCCCCAGCCGCACCAUCACCUCCCCCAAUGCCCACCUUUGCCGUGGCCUCAUCGUCCCCAUUCCCUUUCGGACGAACUACACCACGGCAAAUACCCACACGGCAGCCACCAGCGGCACAGCCCCGGGCUCUCCUACCGAGCCCAGUGGCCUGAGGGACCCAGCCAGCGCACCUGCAGCACAAGCACCCGCCGCCGCUGCCUUCCCUACCGGUCGCCAUGCAGGUCACGACAGUGGAGCUGCUGCUGGUGCUGGUGCUGAGGCUGAGGCUGACGGUCGUCUCCUAGAGGUCGCACAGCAACAUGUAAAUCAGAACGGUCAGGGAGGUGAACGGAACUCUGGCUUUUCAUCAAGGAGCGGCGCCGCCGCUGCCGUUCCUGCCGCCGCCGCGGCCCGGGGCGAUGGCCGGCCAAGCAGCUACAGCCGCAGCACCGGCAGCAGCUUGUGGCGGUGGUGGUCCACGUGGACGUCGAGUCUGCCGGCGCGGUACCGCGGCGGCAGUAGCGGCUGUAGCCAGCAUCCGUCGAUUGUCCAGGAUUGGGGCCUGCUGGGGACGCAGCUGAGACGGAGAGGUGACAACGAAGGCGGCGAACCGAGCGACGACGAUGAUGCGUGUGUCAUUUGCGGCAGCGGCAACAGUUUUAUAUGUGGCGACGGCGGCGGCGGCGGCGGCGGCGGCGCGGUAGCUGUCGCCCUGGCAUCGACAGGUGUACGAGCUGGAGAAGCUCAGAAGGGAGCUCGCGUCGCCACCGUCAAUUACAGCAGCUCGUACGAUGUCUCGUGCGACGCCAAAUCUGCCGUACGCGAAGCCGAUCCGGCGGUGGUGCUGUGCAGCAUGAGUUCUGGAAAGGGAACUGCCGUACGGACUAAUGGAGAUGUCGCUGGAUACGCGGAACCGGCAGCAGCAGCAGCAGCUAUUGCUGCGGGCGCCGCUGCCGUCGGUGACCGUGCCGCCGCCGCCGUCCCAGUGCCGGCGGCAUCGCCUGUAUCCGCAUGUACUGGAUUCGACGGCAGCGGCCGUGACGAUGUACGGCCGAUCAUGUCGUACACGUCACGGCUAGGACGGUUUGUUCUGCCUGGGCUUCAUCUGCUCUGGCGACAAAAGAAGAAUGCGCUAAAUCGAACACCAGAUACCGCCGCCGCCAGCGGCGGCGGCGUCAGCGGCGGCGGCGAUGACAGCCAGCUUGCUAACGGUCACAAGGACACCCCCAGCUCCGCCACCGCAGCUGCCGCCGCCGCGGCAUCUUCCAGAGAGUUGCCGGAGGCAAGUCGUCGCGCGUCGUACAACCAACUGUUGUACGGCGUUUCCAGUGCUGUGCGGCGUGUAUCGUCGGCCACGGCGGCGAUUUGCAGGUGCACCUUGAGGACACUCCUGAUUUCCUUCGCGCCGCCGUCGUCGCUGCCGAUGAUGACAUCAGCAUCGGUGGCUGCGUGUCCGGCCGCGGUGCCGCCGCCGGCGGGCGGUACUGCCGGAUUUUGGUUGUACGACAGAAGCGUUAACCUUUCCGCCGGAAGCCAGGGGCAAGCCAAUAGCAAUCUGGUUCUCACCAAGGCGAGUUGCGGUUGGUGUCGGAAGGAGGGCCUCGAGGCGGCGGCGGCGGCGGCGACGGCGGCAGUUGGAGGCGGUGGCCGCGGCGGCGGCGGCGGUGGCGGCGGAACCGCGGCAGAGCCGCCGACGUCAGCCGCCGCUGCCACCGCCGCCACCAAGGCCGGCGAUGGCGGCAAAGAUAGCGGCGCGUUGUGGGAUUCUUUGGCUGCCCGCAAGGCGGCCUUCAGUGACUUGCCACAGAACGUCGGACGUGUGCAGGUUUUGUCGGUAGACGACGAGCCGGUCAACCAACAGGUAAUGCGGGCGUUACUUUGGGCUGCGGAGUACGACGUCUUGGAGGCGCGAAACGGCGAGGAUGCGCUGGAGAUUAUUCGUACUUGCGAGGUGUUGCCUGAUUUGGUACUGCUUGACGUCACGUUGGGGGGCGCCGUCAGCGGCUUUGAGGUGUGUUUGGAAAUUCGUCGGGAAUAUUCCCCGGGGGAGCUGCCCGUGAUUAUGAUCACUUGCUCCUCCCUGGAGGAAGAUGUGAUCCGGGGGUUGGCGGUUGGAGCCAACGACUACCUGAUAAAACCGCUCCGGAACCUGGAGCUCAUGGCGCGGAUUAAAACACAGUUAGCCCUGAAACGCAGUAUCCGGGUGGCGGCUGAGGCCCGAGUCAAUCGCUCCCUGUUGGGUUCGAUCCUGCCCGCCAACGUCAUUCGACAAUUGAAACAGGGCGUCACACUCAUCGCUCAGUUUCAUGAGGAAGUGACUAUUCUGUUUUCAGGGGACGCCUACAUGAUUGUUUCCGGGCACGACGGUGUGGGAGAUCACGCGGUUCGGAUGUUGAGAAUGGCUCAGAGCAUGUUGGAGGCGGUGAAGGAGAUGCGCGGGUACGACGGUCGGGCGUUACAGAUCCGCGUCGGCAUACACACGGGUCCGGCACACAGCGGAGUCGUGGGGCUGAGCCGACCGCGAUAUUGCUUCUUCGUUCGUAUGGCGAAGUACAGUGUGGUAGUGGUGGAUGGUGCUAUAAGGGCUUCCCGGAUGGAGAGUACGGGUUUUCCCAUGGCCGUACAGGUCAGCGAAUCCACCCUGCGGGCGGUGACCUCGCGCACCGAGUGGGCCGCGGAGUUUAGCUUCGUGCCGUGCGGACCCCGGGACAUAAAGGGCAAGCCUCAGUCGGCUUACGCGGCGGCUGCUGUUGCUGGUUCCAAGGCUGGGGAGCUUGUCAUUCCCUGGCAAGAGGCAAGGGGCAAGGGGCACUCUGCAGGCUGGGAUUGGGAUUGGGAUUGGGAUUGGGAUUGGGAUUGGGAUUGGGCCGGUGUCAUGCACACGUACCUUUUGUGUGCUGGUCUGUACGAACAAGCGCUGGCGGAGGUGACCGCCACCACUGCCGCGGCGGCGGCGGGGCCGAAGCGCCGGGUGGCUGCGGCCGCCGCCGUCACGACGGCGGCAGCGGCGCCGCCGCUGCCGCUUGACGACACUGCCGUGGUUACCACCAGCCCGCGCGGUAUAAAGCCCCCGCCGUCGUCGGUGGCGGCGGCGGCGGCGGCCGCUGCUGCCGAUGGCCUCUCUCUGCCGACGAACAACACCGCCAGUACGAGCAGCUACAGCGGCUACAGCAUGCAAAGCGGGUACGGCGUCGCGUCGCGUGGGCCGUUUGGCUGUCCGGGGUCCAUGCCACUUAGCUCGGGGCCAGCGGCAUCGGCCACGGAAACAGCGGCGGCGGCGGCGACGGCGACGGGCGGGAGGCUCAGCGGGGCGGCGGGGGUGGCAGCAGCGGCGCAUCACGGGUCUGGCAGCGUUGCGUUCAAAGCCGUACCGGGUGUCGUACAAUCGGCGGGUUCGACGUUGUCGGGACGUCCAUCCCUGGAGUCUUCUGGCCGUGGCGCACUGGCCGCGGUCGUAUGCAGGAGCACCUUGAAUAGGCCACAGUCCCCUGUGCCCCCGGGGGUUCGCAACGGCACCGCCUCCGCCAGCGGCGGCGGCGGCGGCGGCGGCGUCCGCCCGGAGGGCACCGCCGCGAAGUCGUCGUCUGCUUGGUCAGGUUGUGUCGAGGAGCUGUCGCUGCAGUACGGCGUGAGCCAGGGCUGUGGCGCCGCCGGCGAGUUGCGGCCGCCGCCGGCGGGCGCCCGGGCGCUAUCCGCCGCCGCCUCUGGGCUCGCGUUCGCCGGCGCCGCCGGUGCCGCCGCUGCGGCGCCGUACCACUCGCGGCCUACGGCAUCUAGCCGUAUCGGCGGACAAAUGCAGCUUCGUCGCAGUACCUUGCGAAAUAGCGAGGAGCUCACUGUAGCUGCUGCCGCGGCUGCCGCUGCUGCUGUGGUGGCGACGGGGACGGCAAGUAAUGCUAGCGGCAAUGGCGAAGGCGGCGGCGAAGAGGAGGCAGCGGCGGCGGCGGCGACGCUGCUUGAUGUUGAGGCACUCAUGGCCGCACAGGAGUUACUCAUGGAUCAGAGGUCGUUUGGAGUUCGUAGUGGCGGCGGCGGCGCUGGCGGCAUUGCCGGCGGCGGUGGCGGCAGCGGCGAGGAGGCCGGCGGCGGGCCACCUGCAUCCUGGUGUGUACAAGUGGAAGCGAUGGAUCUGUCAUCAGCGGUGUACGGCAAUAUCGUACAGGAUUCCACUUCGACGACCCAUGACAUGGCGAACACGUUGGGGAACUGGAUCCAGCAGGGCGGCGGCGGCGGCGAUAGCGGUGGCGGAGGAGCUGAUAGACGAGAGACAACGACGGCGGAGCGGUCGCCGCUGCCAGCGUCGCCGUCAAAGGCGCGUUUACUCGCCCUCUCCGCCGCCACAGUCUGUGCCGCCGCCACGCCGCCUGCUGACGUCGACGUCGAUCUUGCUCGGGAGCCGCCACUGGCUGUUGCAGCGGAGGCGCUGGCAGCCGCCGUAGACAGCGUGCUAACGACACCAUCGGCGUCGUCGCCGCCGCCGGCAGCUUGCCUUUCGCCCAGGCUCCUACAUCCCACCGCUCACGCCGUGAGUAGUACUGCCUGUGCCGAUAGCGGUGCCAUCGGCUGGGCCCGAGGACGCGAACAGGGCAACAAGCAAGGAAUGAUGGCGGCGGUGCCGUCGUCGAACGGCGGUCUGUUCAACAUGGAUUCGGAUGCCGUACUGCAGAUCCACACACACACGGGUCAUCUUUGCCCGGGGGUGGACAGCUCCCGGCCCCGCCUGACGGACCACUACUGUACCACCACGUCGGGGGAUUUUGACGAGCUGGGCAGCAUCGGAGGGCCCUGCUCAUGUUCUCCCGAUGUGUGUGCAGCUGUAUGUCUGUUUGUGCAGCUGCCUGGUGGUGCGAGGGCGGAAAUGACCAUUGGUGCCAUUGGUGACAUGCGUGACGCUGCGUACGGUAACUUGUACGGACAGGCGGCCCAGGUGGCGCAGCCGCUACCCGUGUACGAGCAAGCCCAUGUGUACGGCCAGGGGGCGGCCACGGUGACGGCGCCGUGGAGGAAUGACAGUAGUCCUCAGCGCGGCGGCGAGUCUGGGCAGCCGUACACGGGCGCAGGCGCUGUCGUUGCCGCCGCUACUGGUUUGCACACAGAUGAUGCCGUACUUUUAUUGGCGCUGACGACGGCAAAUGGCAGCAGCGGCGACGGUUUCGCCGGUCUUGCCGCUUCUGUCUCUCGCAGCCCCGCUCCCACCGACAGCCCCCGACAGCUUUCCCCAAUAUUGACAUUGACGGCCGGCUCCCCGCUCAGCGGCGGCAGCGGCGGCGGCGGCGCUUCGUCCGCUAUGGACUCGGUGCCGUACACUCUGGCAACUAACGUUAGUAACUUGUACUACAACCGCCGCAGCUCCGUCGACGUCGUACAUCGGUCAUCGCAGCCGUGUGGUGCUGGCGCUGCUAUUGCUGCUAUCGGAAGACCUGGUGCCGUACACAAUAGGUGGCAUGACGGGCCUCCCGUCGCCGCCGCCGCCGCCGCCGCUAAGACGGGGCUUCCGUCAUGCGCCAGCGUGGAUUUGCCCCGGCGGCACGGGCCGUUUGGAUCCCCAAUUGGAGCAUUGGUCUCUAAGGCGGCGGCGGCAGCGGCAGCGACGGAAGGGUACGGCGACGGUGGCAGUACGGCAGCCCACGGCGGUCUGGGUAUCGCACAGAUGCUCGCACGGGCAUCGGAGCUUGUCGCUGUGGCUAACAACAGUAAUGGUGGCACUGGCGGCGGCGGUGCCGGCAGCGGUGGCGGCGGCGGCGACAGCUCGCAGCCGCCGGUCUCGCCGCGGGUUACGGCAGUGUCCGAGCAUCCUCACCCCCCUCACCAUAACCACCACAACCAUCACCAUCAAGCCAUGGCGUACGGCAUACCUCAAGCCGUACAGGUCAGCCGGCUGGAUCCCGUAGAGGAGGGUUGCGGCUCGUCAGCGGCGCUAACGAUUGACGCAUCCUCCACCUCCAUCGCCCGCAGCAGCAGCAUGCAGAACACGCUGUCCACGGCUGGCGGCGGCGGCGGCGGCGGCACCGCCGAUGCGCGACCGACGCUGCCGUCGACCGGACCUCGCGAAGCAUCGCUCACGGCGCGUACGUUGCGUUUCGCAGCCAACCGCAUACAGCCGCUCUUUACGACAGCGGGGGCGGCGCCGCCUUCGCCCAACAACGGCGGUGUUGAGUGUGGCGACGGCGGCGGCGGCGGCGGUGGCGGUCCUGGGGCCGCGGCGGCGAUAUCUGUCGUAGCGGCAAUGCAGCAGCCCCACUACGCGAACGCAGGGCAUGUGUCUACCAUUGAGAAUGACCCGCGGGUCGCUGCAGGCGCAGCUGCCGUCGUAGAGGGCUCGCGGCUGCCAUCCCAGCUGUCGAAGCGCUCCCUGUCUAAGAUCCUGCGGAAAGUCAAGGCUGCAUUCAAACCUGGCAGCGGUAGUGGUGGUGGUGGUGGCGGUGAUAGCGUCGCCAGCCCCCGCGGCGGCGGCGGCGGCAGCGGCAGCGACGGCCAUUAG
Messenger RNA from Volvox carteri f. nagariensis, 6573 nucleotides. RefSeq lists its product as uncharacterized. Gene Ontology annotation, molecular function: peptide receptor activity; guanylate cyclase activity. The transcript is spliced from 24 exons. The coding region runs from base 1 to 6573 and encodes 2190 amino acids. Gene Ontology annotation, biological process: receptor guanylyl cyclase signaling pathway; phosphorelay signal transduction system; cGMP biosynthetic process. The record is from RefSeq and is a predicted model, not a curated record. NCBI's taxonomy places the organism in Eukaryota, Viridiplantae, Chlorophyta, Chlorophyceae, Chlamydomonadales, Volvocaceae.